AUGUUUCGCUGGUUAAGAGCCUUGGCAGUGGACGCAGCAUACUUUUACUCUCUGGACAACUCCAGGGUUACGGCGUUGCUGGUUUUGCUCGGGCGUAAACGCAAGAAGAAACCCAACAAUGUAUCUCAAAUACCAAUCAUCACAUUGGACGAAGCAGUUCAAAACAGGGAUCUUCAAAGCUUCCAAACCGCUGGGGAAGCUCUUGCCCAGCAAUUCUCCCAAAAGAAAGUCCCAGCGCUGGUGUCAAAAUACCUCUACCCUAGCCUGGACCAUGUGCGAUCGUUUCAUUCCGGAAUCUCGUCUGCAACCCAGUACGAGCCAACCGCUGCGCUGGUCUGGGGCGUUCUUCUCGUUGUGAUCCAGUGCGGCUGUAUCUUCGCAGAAUCCAUUGAAGAGAUCAUAUCUCAGCUCGGCGCCCUUCAAAGCCUUCUACCUUUCCUCGAGAGAGAUCUGGGCCUAUACCCAAAUAUCAAGUCCGUUGAGCUCAGCUUGCGGGCCAUUUUUGAGGAUUACAUUGAUUUCUGCUUGGUUAUUGUCCGACAUCUAGCUGGGAAGCCGGUGUGUACGUGCUGA
Molecule: messenger RNA, 573 nt
Organism: Fonsecaea pedrosoi CBS 271.37
Lineage: Eukaryota; Fungi; Ascomycota; Eurotiomycetes; Chaetothyriales; Herpotrichiellaceae
Exons: 2
Coding region: 1-573 (190 amino acids)
Source: RefSeq, a predicted model, not a curated record